GCAGCAGCUCUCUACGCCGCCUUCCCCGAGGAGUGGUGGGCCCAGAGGGAGCCUCCAGCGCUCCGUCCGCCCCUUCAAUCGACCCGCCAAACCCGCCUCGCCACGCGCCUUCGCCCCUCGCUCUCCCACCCCAACAUGUACUGGGUGAAGGCGACCCACGUGCCGACUAGCAGGAUCGCUGGACUGGCCGGCUGGAUGGCUCCCGGUCACCCCAUCCACAAUGUCUGGCGCCGCUCGGCCACCGACUUCUUCCACUGGGCCGACAAGCACAACUGGAGCCAGCAAGACGUCGACGACAUGUGGGCAGGCGUCGACGUCGACUACUGGGACGGCAGGUGCCGCGCCGACGAUGAGAUCAGGCGGCAGGUCAUGGGCGACGAGCCGCAUUGGUACCUGGCACCGCUGCUCACCCUCCCCGAGUUCCAAGGGAGGGGGAUAGGAAGCCUUCUGCUCAAAUGGGCAAUGGACCAAGCCGAUGCCACCGACCCCGUCACGCCCCUGUACCUCGAGGCCUCGGCAAUGGGGAGGCCCGUCUAUCUUCACCAUGGCUUCGUGCCCGUGGGGGAGCAUAACAUGGUAAGAAGGGGUCCC
This is a messenger RNA of Westerdykella ornata, 591 nucleotides long. RefSeq names its product acyl-CoA N-acyltransferase. The record is from RefSeq and is a predicted model, not a curated record. The annotation marks the transcript as partial. NCBI's taxonomy places the organism in Eukaryota, Fungi, Ascomycota, Dothideomycetes, Pleosporales, Sporormiaceae. Gene Ontology annotation, molecular function: acyltransferase activity, transferring groups other than amino-acyl groups. The transcript has a single exon.